Messenger RNA from Vollenhovia emeryi, 1589 nucleotides. Its product is annotated as lipase 3-like. NCBI's taxonomy places the organism in Eukaryota, Metazoa, Arthropoda, Insecta, Hymenoptera, Formicidae. The transcript has 9 exons. Bases 16 to 1404 code for a protein of 462 amino acids. Gene Ontology annotation, biological process: lipid metabolic process. The record is from RefSeq and is a predicted model, not a curated record.
CGUGAGCGUCGGCCGAUGGGCGGACACAUUUCACCGCGUAUUUACAUUUUGCGAUUGCAGAGAGAUUGCAGACACAAAAAAUUGCUAAUAAGUCACGCGGUGACGUCAAACAUGAAAUCCAUACUCCUUGUGCUUAUAAUUCUUAUGACUUCCUUAGAAGGAAGGUCGCAAAAUCUUCCAAAUAUAUUACUAAAUUUAAUCUUCCCUAAGGAGCCUGGUUUAACGAGAGUAAGAAAAAUGGAUCCAAUAGACAGAAUAAACAAUGCAAAACUAUUGGAUUUCAUUGGCCUGGUGGAACAAUACGGUUAUCCUGCUGAGGAGCAUAACGUCACAACAGAAGAUGGUUAUAAUCUGAAGAUACAUAGGAUACCUGGAAGUCCAUUGUUAAAUAAUACGAAAAAGAAAGAAAUUGUAUUCAUGCUACACAGUAUGUUGGUUUCAUCUGAUUACUGGGUAAUAUAUGGUCCCAGUAAAGAUCUUGCAUUUUUAUUAGCAGAUCAAGGAUAUGAUGUAUGGAUUGGAAAUAUGAGAGGGAAUAGUUACUGCAGAUCACAUGUGAAUAUGACGAUAUACGAUCCCAAAUUCUGGCAGUAUAGCUUUCACGAGGUUGGAACAAAAGAUCUGCCGGCCAUGUUAAGUUACAUUCUCAAUUAUACAAAGCAAAAAGAUUUAUAUUAUAUUGGUCAUUCAAUGGGAGCAACUUCGUUAUUUGCUCUUUUGUCAUCAAAACCGGAAUACAAUAUGAAAUUAAAAGUGGCCAUUUGCCUGGGUCCAGCUGCUUUUUGGAAGAAAGUAACACCUACAUUGAUCGAAGUAGCUAACAUUUUUCCAAUAUCAAUGGAAUUUCUACGACAGAAUAAAAUAUAUGAUUUUUUACCACAAUCUUUAACGUUGGUUACGUUAGCAAGAACGUUCUGUAAUGACAAUGCAAUAACUCAAAGUAUUUGUGCCAAUGUAAUAUUUGCAAUCGUAGGUUCUGAUCCAGCUCAACUUAACACUACAACCCUGCCGGAUAUAGUAUCCUAUGGUCCAGCUGGCGUUUCUAUACAAACAUUAGAGCAUUAUUAUCAAAAUAUACUUACAAAGGAUUUUCGAAACUAUGAUUAUGGAAUAGCUGAAAAUUAUAAGCGAUAUAAACAGAAAACACCCCCAAGAUAUGAUGUUAAAAAGAUUACUGCUCCGAUGAUGUUAUUUUAUGGAGCAAAUGAUAAGCUUGCUCUAAAAGAGAAUGUGUUGGAUCUAAGUGAACGCUUACCAAAUGUUCUUUUAACUGAGGAAGUACCGUAUAAAUUUUUCAAUCACUUAGAUUUUGUGUGGGCAAUCGAUGUAAAAACUCUUUUAUACAAUCGUAUAUUAGAACUAAUAGAAAAGUAUGAUACUAACCAAAUUAUACCUAUGAAAUGAAUUUAAUCGAUAUAUGUAAAUUAAAUGGAAAGAAACUCUAAUCUCUUUGUAUAAUUUAAAAUGUUAAUAAAUAUGGAAUUGUGCUAAAAACAAUGAGCAAAUUGUGUGUGUAUUUUUGCAUACAAAUAAAAAGAUGUAGCUUAGCUAUAAAUAUCUAUGAAUAAAAUACGGCCCUCUAGAGCUUU